Molecule: messenger RNA, 1011 nt
Organism: Alosa sapidissima (American shad)
Lineage: Eukaryota; Metazoa; Chordata; Actinopteri; Clupeiformes; Clupeidae
Gene: alox5ap
Product: arachidonate 5-lipoxygenase-activating protein
Exons: 5
Coding region: 98-565 (155 amino acids)
Biological process (GO): leukotriene biosynthetic process
Cellular component (GO): nuclear envelope; endoplasmic reticulum; membrane
Molecular function (GO): enzyme activator activity; leukotriene-C4 synthase activity; glutathione transferase activity
Source: RefSeq, a predicted model, not a curated record
GAGGUGUGAGGCUUCUUCCUCAUUUAGUUGUUGCAACUGUGCAGUGAAGACCUGUUCGCAAGAGACAGUAUUCAACUAAUUUGAACCCAAAUCGAAUAUGGAUGCUGAUAUCAUGGAGAACAUCUUUCUUCUGGUGUUGGUUACCCUAUUAAGCGUUGUUCAAAAUGCGUUCUUCGCUCUGAAGGUUGAGAAAGAAUGCAAAUCCCAAAAUACAAAGGCUGCUGCAUUUGAGCGACUGUCAUGUGCCAAACGAAAUUGCAUGGACACAUAUCCCACAUUCCUGGCUAUCAUGUGGUGCGCUGGUCUCUGCCUCAGUCAGGCUCCAGCAGCAUUUGCGGGAGCAGUGUACCUGUUCGCACGGCAGAAGUACUUUGUUGGGUACAUGGGGCAGACAUGUCAGAGCACCCCUGGUUAUCUGUUUGGGAAACGUAUGCUUUCCUUCCUGUUCCUAAUGUGUGUGGUGGGCAUCGUCAACUUUCUUCUGGGCCAGUACUGUGGAAGUGACUACAAGGAAUACAUCCAGACCAUCACCAAGACCCUCUCUCCUCUUCUUCUGAUUCCCUGAGCUUUACACCAGGAGCUGCAGAGAAUUACUUCAGGCUUUUGUUGCCAGAUCUUUGUGUUGAUGCCAUAAAUGCACAGGCUUUUUUGACCAGGCAUUUAAUGCGAAAAUUGAUGUGAAUUCUUUGCAAGUUUUCUUGUGUGUGCACAAAGUUUUAUGAACAUUGGGAUAAAAUGUGUUGGAGGACCAAUGUGUCCAUACAAAUAUGCAAGUAUGAGAUAGGCCUACGCAUCUAAUAAAGUGAUAAAUGUGUAGAUAUUUUUAAAAAAUCAAAGGAACUGCAUGGAUCCACAUCGCUGUAAGCAAAAUUUACAUUCAAGUUUAUUUACAUCAGUAGGUAUCAGAAUCUUAUUCUGAUCCAUCAGUCUUCAUUUUUACAUGUAACAUCAUUCAUUGAACAGACGUCCAAAGACAAUAAUAAUAUACGUAUUAAAAAUGUAAUGCUUGUA